CCACGAAAUGGCGGCAGUGGCGAACUGUGUCACAUUUCUUUACAAUAUUUUCGUGUGUAAGCCCUUCACAUGAUGUUUAUGGUAUAUCUCGGUAUCAUAGAUGGAUUGAGAGAAUUUAGAAGUACUGAAAAUGACCACACUUGAGCUGUACACGAAGGGAGCUAGAGUAUGGAUCCCGCACGAACAAGUUAUAUGGAUUGGCGGAGAAUUAACUAAAGAUUUAAAAGAAGAUGGAAUCUUGGAGAUUGAACUCGAAGACGGAAAUGAAAUUACUCUCGAUGUUUACAAGGGAAAACAGAGCCUUCCUCCGUUGAGAAACCCCGAAGUUCUUGUUGGAGAAAAUGAUCUUACAACCUUGAGUUACUUACAUGAACCUGCCGUGCUGUACAAUCUUCAAGUUCGUUUCCUCCAAUCCAAUGCGAUUUACACUUAUUGUGGUAUUGUUCUGGUUGCUAUCAAUCCUUACCAACAGCUUCCUCUCUAUGGACCUGACAUCAUAUCUGCGUAUAGUGGCCAAUCCAUGGGUGACAUGGACCCACAUAUUUUUGCUGUUGCUGAGGAUGCAUUCAGAGCCAUGGCCAGAGAUGGGCUGAAUCAGUCAAUCAUUGUCAGUGGUGAAAGUGGUGCUGGGAAGACAGUUAGUGCUAAGUAUGCAAUGAGGUACUUUGCAUCAGUGGGAGGGGCCUCUACAGAGACACAGAUUGAAAAGAAAGUCUUGGCAUCCAACCCUAUUAUGGAGGCCAUUGGAAAUGCUAAGACAAUACGGAAUGACAACAGUAGCCGAUUUGGAAAAUACCUCGAAAUAUCUUUUGACAAGAACUAUCACAUCAUAGCAGCCCACAUGAGAACCUACUUGCUGGAGAAAUCUCGAGUUGUAUUUCAAGCUCCUGAUGAAAGAAACUACCAUGUAUUCUAUCAACUUUGUGCUGCAUGUGAUACUCCUGAACUCAAAGAUCUUAGACUUGCACACCAAGACAACUUUUACUACUUAAACCAAGGAGAAUGUCCUUAUGUUGAUGAGGUGGAUGAUGGUGAGGGGUUUGAGGAGAUGCGAGAGGCCAUGGAUCUGGUUGGAAUCAUGAAUGAUGAACAGCUGAUGAUAUUCAGAAUCUUGGCUGGUAUUCUGCACAUAGGAAACAUUGAUAUUCAACCAGCCAGUGAGGAAGAAAGUACAAUCAAUGACAAAGAUUUUCAUCUGGCAGUAGCAGCUGACCUGUUGGGUAUUGACAGAAGCCAGUUUAAAAAGUGGCUGUGUAACCGGAAGAUUGUCACAGUACAGGAGGUGCUCAUCAAACCACUGAAUGUUGAGGAGGCUGAUUUUGGCAGAAAAGCAAUUAGCAAACACAUUUAUUCUCAGCUGUUCAAGUGGAUUGUACAAUGCAUCAAUAAUUCUCUCAGCAGUGGAGUCAAACAGCACUCGUUUCUUGGAAUUCUUGACAUUUAUGGGUUUGAAACUUUUGAGGAGAACAGUUUUGAACAGUUCUGUAUCAACUACGCCAAUGAAAAACUCCAGCAGCAGUUCACGCAGCAUGUUUUCAAACUGGAGCAAGAUGAAUAUGUGAAGGAAGAGAUAGAGUGGUCAUUCAUCAACUUCUAUGAUAAUCAGGCUUGUAUUGAUCUGAUUGAAGCAAAACUGGGAAUACUUGACUUGCUUGAUGAAGAGUGUAAGAUGCCAAAAGGAGCUGACAGUUCAUGGAUCCAGAAACUGUACAAACAUCACAUGAAGAAGGAGCACUUCAGCAAGCCACGCCUGUCACAAACAGCCUUUAUAGUGCAUCAUUUUGCUGAUGAUGUGGAGUAUGAAAUGAAAGGCUUUGUGGAGAAAAACCGAGAUUCUGUUAAUCAGGAACAUCUAGCCAUUCUUAAAGCUAGUGAGUAUGAACUGGUGGCACAAGUUAUUGAUUGCACACAUAAUUAUGAGAUGGUUGGAGACUUAUUCUCUGAGAAUGAAGCUCACAUGAUGCCGCGUAAGCGAUCAACUUCUAGAGCUGGAAAAAAUGUCUCCAAAUCCAAGCGGAGUGUUGGAUCAGAGUUUCGUGAAUCGCUGUCGAAGCUUAUGGCUACCCUGAACAGUACAGUGCCUCAUUACAUUCGCUGCAUUAAACCCAAUGACCGCAAAGCACCGUUCGAGUUUAACCCACAGAGAAGUAUUCAGCAGCUCAGAGCUUGCGGAGUACUGGAAACUGUACGAAUCAGUGCCGCGGGCUACCCCUCACGGUGGAGCUAUGACGAGUUCUUUAACCGUUACCGCAUGCUUCUGAAGUUUGAGGCUAUUAACAGAAGAAAGCCACGAGCCUCGAUAGAAUUGAUAUUGAAGACGCACAUAAAAGACCCUGAUAAGUUCCAGAUGGGAAAAACGAAAAUCUUCUUCCGUGCUGGCCAGGUGGCUUAUCUGGAAAAACUCAGAUCAGACAAGCUUCGAGACAGUUGUAUCAUGAUUCAGAAGAAUUUCCGCUGCUGGAGGGAACACCGGCUCUACCUGAGAAUGAGGCGGUCUGCGAUCCUAAUACAGGCCUGGGUACGAGGCUAUCUGGCAAGGAGACUUGCACAGGAUCUCAGAGAAAAGAGAGCUGCGAUUACCAUCCAGCGCUACUACCGUGGUUUUGUCUGCCGAAAGCAGUUUGUGACCAUUCGGGCGGCCGUCGUUAUAAUCCAGUGCUUCACGCGGGGUAUGUUCGCAAGAAGACUUCGCAUGCAAUUAUUGUACGAAGCUAAAACGAAGAUCAUUCAGCGGUGCUGGCGAAGAUACAGAGCGAGAGAGAAUUACAGAAAUUACAAAAAGACGAUUGUUUACCUUCAGUCUUGUGUGCGCAGGAUGAUUGCUAGACGAGAACUGAAGCAGCUUAAGAUCGAAGCGCGCUCUGUGGAACAUUAUAAGAAGUUGAACAUAGGAAUGGAAAACAAGAUCAUUCACUUACAGCAACGACUUGAUGAACAGGUUAAAGAAAAAGAACAAGCAAUGGUUGCCGGGCGAGAACUUGAAGCUACGCGGAAAGAACUGGAACACGCCAAGCAGUGGAAAGGACAGUUUGAAUCGACACAAUCCAAAAUGCUGGAGUUGGAACUUGUCAUCAAGGAACUGCGAGAGGAACUGAACAUGGCCAUUGUGGAGAAAGAUGGCACCGAGGAACGCGCCAAAACAGAAAAGGAGGAGCUAGAAGAGAUAAACAAGAAAUUGAAAGAAAAAUUGGCAAACCUAACGGAAGAGCUUGCUGAAGCAAAGGCAAUUUCCGACAGAGAAGUCUCUCUCAGGGAUGAAAUCAUUAACCAAAGCCUUGAAGCCCAGAGACAACAACUUCUGGCGGAAUUUGAAGCUGAAAGAAGCAACCACCAGAGAGUUUUACGAGAUUACGACCGACUGGAACAACGCUAUCAGAAUUUGCAGGAUGAAGUAGAGAUUGAAAAAUUCAGUCCGGUUGCUAAAAGAGAGUCUAAUGGCCUUAUAAGUGCUAGUGGUUCAG
Messenger RNA from Pocillopora damicornis (cauliflower coral), 3461 nucleotides. Its product is annotated as unconventional myosin-Va. Gene Ontology annotation, molecular function: microfilament motor activity; actin filament binding; ATP binding. The record is from RefSeq and is a predicted model, not a curated record. Gene Ontology annotation, cellular component: cytoplasm; myosin complex; membrane. NCBI's taxonomy places the organism in Eukaryota, Metazoa, Cnidaria, Anthozoa, Scleractinia, Pocilloporidae. Gene Ontology annotation, biological process: actin filament organization.